AGUUUUUAGAAAUCACUGAACUCUCGAUCAUAACUUACUAUUAUUAUUAUUCCUGUUUCUACUUUAGAAAUCUCAUUGGCACUAUGACAAUAACUAACUUGAACGCCCCGUCACCGUCACCGUCACCAACUCCGGCACCGGCACCGGAACAAACUCCGGCAUGGUCACCGGAAAAAACUCCGGCACCGACUCCGGCACCGGCAUCAACAUUGGUUGAACAAAAGGAGAAUCCAAUGAACAAGUCAUGUGGACAGAUAAUCAAUUGUAAAGAAGCGAAAAAUCAAGUGUUGUUCUCCGUUCCGAUGAUUGUAGUGAACGGUUGUUUCUACUUCAUCAGCCUCGUCUCCGUCAUGUUUGCCGGACAUCUCGGGAAGCUCGAGCUGGCUUCCUCGAAUCUCGCUAAUUCAUGGGCCAUGGUCACUGGUUUCUCAUUCAUGGUCGGGCUAAGUGGUGCACUUGAGACAUUAUGUGGUCAAGGAUACGGCGCGAAAAUGUUCAGGAUGUUAGGGAUACAUCUUCAAACAUCGAGCAUCAUAUCGUUCUUCUUUUCUAUCGUUGUUUCUGUCAUUUGGUGGUAUUCGGAUCGAAUUCUGAUUUUACUUCAUCAAGAACCUGCAAUAGCACAUGAAGCAGGGGUGUUCUUGAAGUUCCUCAUACCGGGAUUGUUUGCGUAUGCUUUCUUGCAAAACAUUGUGAGGUUUCUUCAAGCUCAAUCGAUCAUCUUACCUUUAGCUUGCAUCGCGGUUGCAGCUCUAGUUCUCCACAUUGGCAUUGCUUAUGCUCUGGUUCAUUGGACACAUCUUGGUUUCAAAGGAGCAGCAUUAGCUGUUUCGAUUUCAUUUUGGAUCACAUUCAUCGCGUUGAGUCUAUACGUGCUUUUCUCCAAGAAGUUUAGUCAUAUAAGGCCCGAAGGUCUCUCAUCCGAGCCACUUCAACAUCUUCUUUCAAACUUGAAGUUGGCUUUGCCCUCUGCUGGCAUGGUGUGCUUGGAGUAUUGGGCGUUUGAGAUUCUUGUGUUAUUAGCUGGUUUGAUGCCAAACGCGGAAACAACUACUUCUGUCGUUGCAAUGUGCGUAAAUACAGAAACCAUAGCCUACAUGAUAUCUUAUGGCCUCAGUGCAGCUGCAAGCACGAGGGUGUCAAACGAGAUAGGAGCAGGAAAUAUCCGCAAAGCUAAACAAGCUAUGGCUGUUACUCUCAAACUAGCUAUUGUUGCUGCACUCAUAGUUGAUUUAGCCCUAGGUUUUGGUCACAAUGCUUGGGCUGGCCUCUUCAGUGAUGAAGCGGAGAUUAUUCGUAAAUUUGCCUCAAUGACACCUCUCCUAUUAGUCUCUUUCUUGUUCGAUUUCAUACAAGGAAUUCUAUCAGGAGUAGCAAGAGGAUGUGGAUGGCAACGUUUCGCAAUGUGCAUCAACUUGGCAAGUUUUUAUUUCAUUGGUAUGACAAUAGGCGCAAUCCUUGCUUUCAAGUUCAACAAAGGAUAUAAGGGUUUAUGGGUAGGGUUGAUUUGUGGUCUAGCAUGCCAAUCUACUAGCUUGUUGCUAUUGACAUUCUUUAUAAAAUGGGGAAAAGAAGAUCAAGUCUCAAAGGAUACCAACAAUGAAAAUGAAUCCCAACCUUAAAUUAAGCAUAGAGGUUAUCAUGUAAUUUACUUGCAUUGAUCAUUGAUGAUUAAUCGAGGGAAUAUAUCUCGAACUAUCGUAAAUGGUAAUGCCUGGGCACAAGGAGUCUAAUUUGUUCAAGGAGUUGAAACCCUAUAUAUCAACAGCUGCAGCUUUUGGUGGUGUCUGCAUCAGCCUGUUGAUUGUGUUGGCUGAUCUGACGGCGGCAAUUGAUUCACGACAAUUCAAGUUAUUUUCAUCAAACUCUUAAAAUUCUGAACGGGUUUAACGGGUGAGCUAUAGUUUGGCUCAUUUUUGACACCCCUAGUUGGACUCAAGAUAAUUUGAAUUGAGUUCAAUCUCAAUCUAUUUUAAUAGAAUCCUCAGUUGAGCCUAA
Molecule: messenger RNA, 1998 nt
Organism: Solanum lycopersicum (tomato)
Lineage: Eukaryota; Viridiplantae; Streptophyta; Magnoliopsida; Solanales; Solanaceae
Product: protein DETOXIFICATION 18-like
Biological process (GO): xenobiotic detoxification by transmembrane export across the plasma membrane
Cellular component (GO): membrane
Molecular function (GO): xenobiotic transmembrane transporter activity; antiporter activity
Source: RefSeq, a predicted model, not a curated record